CUCGCUGGAGUGCGCGCCAUUCAUACAAACAAUAAAUGAAUUAGGAUUCGGCUGAAUAUCAUAUUAUUUAUAACAGCGAUGCGAAACUAUGAGAUAGUUUCGGUCAUCGGCAGCGCCGUCAGUCCCGCGGCAAAAGCCCGCUGAUCCCAUGGUGUAGUCAUAGAAUAAAGAACCAACUUUGGUGUAGUUGUGGUUGCGUGAUUGCGGAAUGCAUAGUUCCUCUGGUUCUACAUGCGGUGCAAACGAAAAGCGCCCAAAGCUUAUUGUGUUUGAUUUAGACUACACAUUGUGGCCUAUGUAUGUGGAUACACAUGUCACGCCUCCAUUUAAGAAAGUCAAUGGUAAGAUCACUGACAAACAUGGCCGAAAAGUUCAAGCAUAUCCAGAUGUCCCAGGAAUGCUGGAAAGCCUCAAGUCCCAAAAGUACCAAUUGGGGUUGGCAUCAAGGACUGAUGACCCAGAUGCAGCAAAGGAGCUUCUAACUUUACUUGAUUGGAAUAAGUACUUUCCCUAUCAGGAAAUUUACCCUGGCUGCAAAGUGACCCACUUCAAGAAGUUUGCGCAGCGAACAGGUUUUUCUUACAAGCAUAUGCUGUUUUUUGAUGACGAGAUGCGAAACAUCACUGAUGUCUCUAAGCUUGGUGUCACGUGUGUCCACGUAAAAGAUGGAAUGUCUCAGGAAGUUCUUGAUGAAGGUCUUAGAAGAUUUGGAAGUGAAACAUGAAUCGCAGGGUCACCUUGGCCUGGUCCACAUACUUGUACAUUUAGAAUAAAGCCGGCAAGCCAUGAAAACUGUCAUGCUUGUUCUU
Dermacentor silvarum is the source of this 809-nucleotide messenger RNA. Its product is annotated as magnesium-dependent phosphatase 1-like. NCBI's taxonomy places the organism in Eukaryota, Metazoa, Arthropoda, Arachnida, Ixodida, Ixodidae. The transcript has 6 exons. The record is from RefSeq and is a predicted model, not a curated record. Gene Ontology annotation, molecular function: acid phosphatase activity. The coding region runs from base 209 to 724 and encodes 171 amino acids.